Messenger RNA from Cynoglossus semilaevis (tongue sole), 4498 nucleotides. It is a transcript of the gene phc2b, whose product is annotated as polyhomeotic homolog 2b (Drosophila). Gene Ontology annotation, cellular component: nucleus; PRC1 complex. Gene Ontology annotation, molecular function: histone binding; chromatin binding; zinc ion binding. Gene Ontology annotation, biological process: negative regulation of DNA-templated transcription. The transcript is spliced from 15 exons. The coding region runs from base 242 to 2983 and encodes 913 amino acids. Lineage: Eukaryota; Metazoa; Chordata; Actinopteri; Pleuronectiformes; Cynoglossidae. The record is from RefSeq and is a predicted model, not a curated record.
UCACAUGUUAAGUUUGGAACGCAAAUGAAGAGUGUCUGUGGCCUUCCGCUGCUCUCCGCUCUUGUGCUGCUGUUUUCUCUGACACACGCAUUCCAACCAUUUGGAAUUAGUGUUGAAUUUCAGGGAAGACGGCGAGGUAGCUCGACUGAAGACGGGAGACAAGCUUCCAGACGAACUGCUGCCGCACAGGAGAGCCAUUCAGAAGAGCAGGGGGUCAAAGGGGAGAAGAGCAGAGGGCACCAUGGAGAGUGAGCCAGGGGCCCCCCCCUCUACGGCCAGCAGCACGGGGACCACCGCUCCCUCCACCACCAGCCCCUCUGCUACUACCACAACAGCAAGCAGCAGCAGUAGCAGCGGUACCUCCAACGCUACUACUGCUACGACCACUGCUUCCACUUGCAGUGGUAGUAGCAGCAGCAACAAUAGUAGUACUACUACUAGCAGUAACACUAGCAGUAGUUCCAGUGGUACCACUGCAACAGGCAGACAAACAGUGCCUCAGAUUUCUGUUUACAGUGGGAUACCUGACCGACAGACAGUGCAGGUUUUCCAGCAGGCGCUGCACAGACAGCCUAACACAGCAGCUCAGUAUCUUCAGCAGAUGUAUGCAGCCCAGCAGCAGCAUCUGAUGCUACAGACUGCAGCCCUUCAGCAGCAGCAUAGCCUCAGCACCGCUCAGCUCCAGAGCCUGGCUGCUGUGCAACAGGCCAGCAUUGCAGCAGGUCGACAAAACUCUUCACAGAACGGCACUUCAUCUCAGCAAACUGGAUCUAACCAGGCUACAAUCAACCUGACCACCUCUCCAGCUGCAGCUCAGCUCAUCAGCCGAGCCCAGAGCAUCAGUACCACCCCCACCAGUAUUUCCCAGCAGGCUGUUCUGCUGGGCAGCCCCACCAACACCACUCUCACAGCCAGUCAGGCACAGAUGUACCUGCGUGCACAGAUGGCCCAACAGAGUAACUUGGUCCAAGUGGCGAGGAGCCUGGGUAGAGCUGUUCCUCUGUCUCCACAGCUAAUCUUCACUCCCACAGCCACGGUAACAGCUGUCCAGUCAGAGAACUCUUCACAGGCCUCCUCACAGAAUCAGGUCCAGAACCUUGCCAUCCGUGGCCAGCAGGGGGCGACCACUUCGUCCUCCUCACAGACUCAGACUCUGCAGGCUCUCAGCCUAAAGCAGAGCCCUGUACCCAUCCAGCCAACAUCACUGAUCAAGAAUCCCAGUGCAGGAGGAAAAAGCAGCUCCUCCGACAGUAUGUGUGAUGGAGGCAAAAAGGGAGAAGGAGCAUCAGCAGUGACAGAAGUCAGAGCCAUCAACAUGAGCCGCAAUGUCACUCCUCAGCCUCUGAUUGCUCCAGCCUACACUCAGAUUCAGCCACAGUCCCUUGUGAAACAGCAGCCACAGUUUGUGGUCCACCAGAGUGCUGGUUCCCAGAAGACGACCGGUCAGCUGCUGCAAACAGCUUCUGUUCAGCCGUCACAACAUCCAGUCCCGGUGCUGCCCAAACCUGCUCCACACCAACCUUCUACACCCAGCCAACAGGCCACCAUCUUCCACUCUACCAUCAGCCCACAUGCCCUCCACUCCUCCAUCAGCCACGCCAAAGCCCAGCCCGUCCAGCUCACUGCCAUCAACCUUCAGAUCCAGCCAACUGCGUCUCGAACCCUUCAGGACAAUAAAGACAAACCAACCUCACUAGUGGUGAGAGAGACGUGUCAGACUGCCUCCACUCAACAGCAGCAGCAGCAACAACAACCACAACAACAACAGCCGCCGCCGCAGCAGCAACAUUACCAGCAGCAGCAACACCACCAUCACCAUCAUCAGCACCAGCACCAGCAGCAGCAGCAGCAGCAGAAAAAGCUCGCACCUUCUCCGUCACAACCUGUCAAGACUGCAGACCAGCCCAAGGUCAACACCACUACAGUAGCUGUUCAGCCACAAGAAGGGGGCUCAACAAAGAAGCCGACGGCUGCAACUCAGACUCCGCCCCCUGUCAUGACCUCAGGAAAUGAGGGUGAGGCCCCCAGCAUGACGGGCAGCGCACCACAGAAUGGGGAGAGCAAACCGCCACAGGCCAUUGUCAAGCCCCAGGUGCUCACUCAUCUCAUCGAAGGCUUCGUCAUCCAGGAGGGAGCUGAGCCGUUUCCAGUCUGUGUGGAGCGUCUGCCAAUUAUAAUCAACAGCCCAAAGAAGCUGGACCAUCAGCUUUCCUCUGACCCAGACAAAACUCCUGUCAGCAAUGCAGGGAACAGUGACUCUGAGGUGGAGGACAUGAACCAGUCAGAAAAAGAAGAACCAAAGCUGACCUGUGAGUACUGUGGCUGGGUGGACUUUGCCUAUACCUUUAAAGCCUCUAAAAGGUUCUGCUCUAUGGUUUGUGCAAAAAGGUACAAUGUUGGCUGCACGAAACGCAUUGGCCUAUUCCGUCCAGAGAGGAGUAAACCCACCAGUCGCUGGAAGAGGAAAUCUCAGGGUCGCCCCUGUGUAGAAGCAAAGAAACAGAAGUUAUCCCCCUCCCCACAGCAGACUCAAGGAGGUUCUGUGUCCUCGCCGCAUGCCUCACAACCCAGUCAGGAAGAGUCCAGUCCAUGCUCAGAUAUGUCCAGUUACGAGGAGCCACCAUCUCCGCUUUCAGCAGCCAGCUCAGGUCCCCUGGCUCCUAACCCGGCACCAGCUCAGGUCCCCAUCCGCCGGCAGCCCAACAGAGCCUCGGACCAGGAGGGCAGCACUGGGAGAGAUGCUUCCUCGCUAUGUCAGCGUCUGGUACCGAACGACCCGGCCAAGUGGAAUGUGGAGGAAGUUUACAAGUUCAUCCGCUCACUGCCAGGUUGUCAGGAGAUAGCAGACGAGUUUCGGUCUCAGGAGAUUGACGGACAGGCCUUGCUGCUCUUGAAGGAGGACCACCUUAUGAGCACCAUGAACAUUAAACUGGGACCUGCACUCAAAAUCUUUGCACGGAUCAACAUGCUUAAAGACUCAUAGCAGUAAUGUGUGAUACGUGUGUGUGUGCGUGAGAAUCCAAGCACGUAAAACCUUUAUUGUAGCACUGACGGCGGAGUAUUGCGGACUUGUUUUCUCCCACUACUGUACUCCUCCUUGUGAUACAAGGUCACUGUGGCUGGACGUGGACUUGGCUACUGGAAUAUUUGUUGGGUACACAAUGAGCACUUACAGAUAUUAAAGACGGAGAGUUUGAGGUUAAAAGUACAAAGUUAAUAACUACUAAAUGCAACGGCAUCAGCACUGGGCCAGACCAGAAGCUUUGAUGGUGACAUGUCGCCCUAUCCUUUAUGUUGUCUACAGGAUGUUGCCCGUACACUGACUUCAGUUUGAAGGCUCUUUAAACUUAAAAAGUUUCCUUCCCUGAACCAAAGACUCGAGGUCUUAGGUUUUGUUUUCUUUCUGUUUGGAGUAUCUAUGUAAUCAGAUCACACAACUGGAAGCAGGGAUAUCAGGCACAAUCAGAAACACAGUAAACAAGAAAUGGUUAAUCAGAGAUCAGAAACCAUGCUAAACCAUCCGAGGAUAACAGCAGUUGUAUGAGGGUCAAAAAAGUGUUAAGAUGUAUUUGUAUCUGAAAUCUUCCGCAGUGGUGUUUCUGUCAGAGAGUUCCUUGUCCCCGGUUUUUCUGCACUGUCUAAUAACUGAAUAUAUAAACAUUUAUUCUGAUUUCAAACUUCAUUUAUUAUAGUUAAAUAAAACCCAGAAACAGCUCAGCAUUUGAGAAAAUACAAUGAUAAAACUACUUAAAACAGUUGGAGACAACUACAGUAAAACAGGUGUUUAUUAACUUUGGCUGUCUGUUUGAAUUAAAACACCCGUCUUUGAACUUCUUUGACCUAUCCUGUCAAGAGUCACAGCUGAGGAAAUAACACUAAAUAAUCUGAAUAAUUUCUGGAUGGAUUCUUUUCAGAAAUGUCUGUACAGUGUGACAGACAGACAGACAGACUGAGAAUGGGUAAAUUCAUCCAGAAGUCUUUUCAAAGGCCUUAAGACACGUUUAAAACAUCACAUUAAAGACAAGUUUUCGCAAUGACGAAUUUUAAACACUUGCAAUUUUUGCUGGUCUCUUUCAAUUGUUUAAUUAUUCAAUUAUAAGGCACAACAUUGCUUUCUUAUGGUUCAAAUCACACUAAAUUCCACAAGCACUUAUUUUAUGUUCGAUCAGCUUUAAUCCUACGAGGCUUAUCCUAGAAAUAACCCUAAACACAAUGUACAUAGCAGCGCUAGUGUGAAAAAUGGGUGUAAAUUACCCUUUUUCAAAAGUUAUCCUUGUUAUUUUAAAACUCAAUGGUGUUAAAAAUUUUGAAAUAUGCAAAUUUGUUAAUAUGGCUUUUGGAUUGUUUUCUGUUUUUGUAAUGAAAAAAAUCAUCUAUUUGUCUUUUGUGGUUGUGAUGACAGGUCAACAUUUUUAGGUCAUGCUUUGUACAAUGUUUGUAUUUAUCAAAAAAAAAGUUUGUUACAGCGACAUUUUGAAAUUAUAAAUGAUUUGCAGAA